AAUACAUAGCACAAACAGUAGCGAUACAAGGCUGUACAUAAAAACAAUUAUAGUGGGCGUAAAAUAGUAUUUUCAAUAUGUCGACUGUACAAGCAAAUCAGAAGAUGACUCGGGAGCAAUACCGUAAGCAUCAAGAAUUGGAUGCUGCGCGUAAGGCUGGUACUGCCCCUCCCGAGCAGGAUGAGGAUGGAAGGAUGAUCAAUCCUCAUAUACCUGAGUACAUCAGCAAAGCACCCUGGUAUAUUUCUGAUGGUAAAGCUGGUUUGAAGCAUCAAAAGGCACAAAAAGAAACGAUAAAGACUGGAAUGGAUGUGUGGCAUCACAGGGGUGCAAGAGUGAAAGGUCCUGCAUCGCAAAAGUUUAAGAAGGGGGCAUGUGAGAACUGUGGAGCGAUGACACACAAGAAAAGUGACUGUAUGGAGCGACCCAGGGGGAAAGGUGCCAAGUGGACAGGUGAGGAUAUACAGAAAGAUGAAGUAGUGGUAAACCUAGACGGGCUCGAGUUUGAAGUCAAGCGUGACAGGUGGAAUGGUUACGAUAAUAGUGACUAUCAAGAGGUGGUGGACGAGUUUGCACGUGUGGAUAAAAUGAAGCUUGAGAUCAAGGCCAAAGAGGUAGCAGAUGAGAUGACGCAAAAGAAUGUGGUUGACGAUGAAGACGCUGAGAUUGACCCGGAUUCCGAGAUGAUCGGGUACACGGAAGGUGCUUCUAUGCCUGGACAAGCGUAUGAUGCAAAGAAACGAAUCACGGUCAGAAAUCUUCGUAUCCGUGAGGACACAGCGAAGUAUUUGCGAAAUCUUGACCCAAAAAGUGCACAUUACGAUCCUAAGACACGAUCUAUGCGUGGAAAUCCUUAUGCGGGUUCGGGCAAAUUACAAGAAGAGAGAGAAUAUAUACCAGAGAACUUCAUUCGCUAUACAGGCGACGCGAAGAAGGUAGCUGCUAUGCAGCUAUUUGCUUGGAAUAAGUCAGAAAGAGGGGAGAAUGUUCAUGUGCAAGCACUACCAACGGCCACAGAGUCAUUGUUAAAGACCGAGAGAACUCACGUGGACGAAGCGAAGGAGAAGGAGCAGCAGAGCAUCAUCGAAAGAUACGGCGGAGCCAAAUAUUUAGAUGCGCCACCGCAAGAACUUCUAUUGGGGCAAACAGAACACUAUGUGGAAUAUGAUCGCAGUGGAAAUGUGGUAAAGGGACAGGCGAAGGCGAUAGCAAAGACCAAAUUUGCAGAAGAUAAACACUUUAAUAAUUCGAUGCUAUUUUAUUUCGACUUCUCUACAACUAUAUCUCACGCUGAUCACAUGAUGCCUUUCGCAUAG
This is a messenger RNA of Sphaeroforma arctica JP610, 1316 nucleotides long. RefSeq lists its product as hypothetical. Gene Ontology annotation, biological process: mRNA splicing, via spliceosome. Lineage: Eukaryota; Ichthyosporea; Ichthyophonida. The record is from RefSeq and is a predicted model, not a curated record. Gene Ontology annotation, cellular component: spliceosomal complex. The coding region runs from base 78 to 1316 and encodes 412 amino acids. Gene Ontology annotation, molecular function: pre-mRNA 3'-splice site binding. The transcript is spliced from 2 exons.